This is a messenger RNA of Ochotona curzoniae (black-lipped pika), 1209 nucleotides long. RefSeq names its product putative gustatory receptor clone PTE01. Gene Ontology annotation, molecular function: G protein-coupled receptor activity; olfactory receptor activity. Lineage: Eukaryota; Metazoa; Chordata; Mammalia; Lagomorpha; Ochotonidae. The transcript is spliced from 2 exons. The coding region runs from base 100 to 1209 and encodes 369 amino acids. The record is from RefSeq and is a predicted model, not a curated record. Gene Ontology annotation, biological process: G protein-coupled receptor signaling pathway. Gene Ontology annotation, cellular component: membrane.
UGUGUUGUUUUUCUUUUCACCAACACUAUUUUCUUUUCCUGCAGGAGUGCAGAUUAUGCAGAAACACGAAACCACACACGUGUCUCAGAAUUUCACCUCAUGGGCUUCUCCGAGGAUACUGAACUGCAGCCCUUCCUCAUAGGACUUUUCCAGUCCAUGUACCUGGUCACGGUGCUCGGGAACCUGCUCAUCAUCCUGGCUGUCACCUCUGACUCCCACCUGCACACACCCAUGUACUUCUUCCUCGGCAGCCUGUCCUUGGCUGACGUGGGGUUCAUCUCCACCACGGUUCCCAAGAUGAUUGUGGACAUCCUCACCCACAGCACAGCCAUCUCCUAUGACGGCUGCUUCAUGCAAAUGUUCACGUUUGUUCUCUUUGGAAGCAUGGAUGAUGUGCUCCUGUUGGUGAUGGCUUAUGACCGCUUUGUCGCCAUCUGUCACCCCCUGCAUUACCAGGUCAUCAUGAACCCCCGCCGCUGUGGCUUCCUACUUUUGCUGUCCUUGAUGGCCAGCCUUUUGGAUUCCCUGAUGCAGACUUUGGUUCUCGUGGGGGUUACUUGCUUCAGCGGAGUGGACAUUUCUAAUUUCUUCUGUGACCCUUCUCAACUUCUCUAUCUUAAUUGCUCUGACACCUUCAGCAGUGACAUAGUCAUAUAUCUUGUUGGCAUCAUAUAUGGCUUUGUCCCUAUGUCAGGGAUCUUUUACUCUUACUACAAAAUUGUGUCCUCCAUUCUGAGGGUCCCAUCAGCAGGUGGCAGGUACAAAGCCUUCUCCACCUGUGGCUCUCACCUCACAGUGGUAUGCUUAUUUUAUGGAACUGCUUUCGGAGUGUUUCUCAGUUCAGCCUUCUCACUUUCUGCUUGGAAGCGUGCUAUGGCCUCAUUGGUGUACACGGUGGUCACCCCCAUGCUGAACCCCUUUAUCUACAGCCUGAGGAACAGGGACAUCAAGAGGGCCAUGAGGAGGCUCCUGAGCAGUGCAAGGUGGCCCGAAGGCCGCACCGCUCCUUCUCCCGCCAUCACCGAGUCUCUGGCUCCGUGCCGCUCCUUCCCCCCGGUGCUCACCGAGUCUCUGGCUCUGCGCCAGUGUCCCAGGCAGCUGGCGAUCGCGCCCCGAGUGCGCCCUGCGCUGCCUCCACUGCAGUUGCUGCUGCAGGAUCCGCCGGCGCCCCCCGCCUCGGGCCCCAGGGCGGGCAUUUCCCCAUUGUGA